Messenger RNA from Pocillopora meandrina, 2225 nucleotides. The record is from the annotation of a GenBank genome assembly. Lineage: Eukaryota; Metazoa; Cnidaria; Anthozoa; Scleractinia; Pocilloporidae.
AUGUCCACUGCAUUUGCUGCUCUGUGGAAGAUAUUGUUCGUUUCACACGUCUAUGCGCAAGGUCAGAUUUAAUCUAGAAGAAAAAAUUGUGCGAACAUGAGGUGAAUUCUCAUGCACGUUUCUGUCGUUAAAUAUUCCAAUAGCUAUGGUUUACAAUGUGUCUUAAGUAACUCAGAACAAGAAAAAACUGAAUUUACAAAAAUAACACUAAGAAACACAAAAGCGACGUAACCCUUUGCAAUUAUUACUAUGCUUAGCAAUAAAGCGUUCAUUGUAGAUACGCAAGUUUAUAUGAACUGGGAUGAAAACAUUAAAACGAUGGUUUUUAUAUUUUCUGCUCUUGACUGAAUACUUCCUGCUCGAAGGCGCGAAAAACAGUGCUUUUAUUUUAUUAAUUUUUUUUUGCAGUAUUUUCUGUCAAAAUUGUAAUCAAAUGAAUAUGAAACCCUGUUUUCGUACAAUCUUAGCUGGUCUAGCCUUUCCUUGUUGAAUUUCUUUAAUUCACGACUUUUUUAGCUGCUCUUAGCUAGAUAUACCCUUCCUUUUAAAGUAGUAUUGAUCUGGUUGAAUUUCUAGCCUUCCAUAUAGUUAGUGAUACCGAAGUAUGGGCCCUAUGCUCAACCCUUCAAAUUAAAAUCAAAUUGUCUCGCCCGUGGCGAUCAAAAGUUACGUAGUGGUCUUCAGCACGUAAAAAUUUGUGAAGUACCAAGUCUUGCGCGAACUCUCUGCAAUCAAUUCUCAUGUCAGGUUGAAAGGCUUUUAAAGAAAGACUUUUUAAAAACUGAAAAUUAUCUUAUAUUUUAAAGGGACGUCGUGAGUUUGCAAAGGAAAUUGUUUAAGACUUCCGCAGUGAAUAUCUUGACUUGUUAAGAAUACGCAGUGACAGAUCCAAGCCUAAUUAAUUAACGUUUUCUUUGACACCACCUGUUUAUAUUUUAAAGUAGAAGAUUUCUUAUUGCGGGGCAAAAGACCUUUCUUCACGACAAUUUUUCCUACGCAGCAGUUGACGGCAACAAAUCUCUUUCAUGCGAACCAGAAUUCCAUGACAGUUGGCCAAAAAUUCAACGAUUCACUUGUUUUUAUUUAAUACUUUAAAUAAUUCCGUGUUCAUUAUGAUGGAUAACCUAUUCAAGGGGAAAUACCUCAAUUCACCAUUAGCCUACUUAGCAUAAAAAUAUUUACAACUGGUUGACACAGAAUCUGCUGAAGAUAGGGAAACUGAAUUAUAAAGAAAAGCAGGUUAGAGUAACGAUUUGCCCUUACGUGCGUAUCGCCCGAACGCAGCUGGAGCCCUGUGGCAUAUACAGCUGCCCCAGAUUGCUUCAUGUUGUUUUUUGUGAGAACACAUCAUAAUCAACUUGUGUUUCGUUCUGCAUUUUUCAUUUUUUUUUUUAAUCAGAAACGUGCAGAAUUUUGGAGUUUGUUCAACCCGAGGAAGACAAUUACCUCGAGAAUCACGUCAUUAAGUCCUUAAUGGUUGACAUCAAAGAUCAGUGUGAAGUGAGGUGUUACGCAGAGAACUUCUGUUCAUCCUUCAAGAUUGGAAUUUCAGAGACCAGGGGCAAAUUAAAAUUUUCAAGUAAAAAAUUCCUUAUUGCAGGGCAAAAGACCUUUCUUCGCGAAAACUUUUCCUACGUAGCAGUUGGCGGCAACAAAUCUCUUUCAAGCGAACCAGAAUUUCAUGACAGUUGCCCAAAACAUUCAACAAUUCAAUUGUUUUUAUUUAGAACAUUUAACAAUUCUUUAUUCAUUAUGAUGGAUAACUUAUUCAAGGAGAAAUACCUCAAUUCACCAGUAGCCUACCUAGCAUAAAAAUAUUUAACGAUUUGCCCUUACGUGCGUAUCGCCCGAACGCAGCUGGAGCCCUGUGGCAUAUACAGCUGCCUUAGAUUGCUUCAUGUUGGUUUUUGUGAGAACAAUUCAUAAUCAACUUGAGUUCCGUUCAGCAUUUUUCAUGUUUUUUAUUAUCAGAAACGUGCAGAAUCUUGGAGUUUGUUCAACCCAUGGAAGACGAUUACCUCGAGAAUCACGUCAUUAAGUCCUUGAUGGUUGAUAACAAAGAUCAGUGUAAAGUGAGGUGUUACGCAGAGAACUUCUGUUCAUCCUUUAAUCUUGGAAUUUCAGAAACCAGGGGCAAAUUAAAAUGUGAACUCAGUGACUCUGAUCACUUUCAACAUCCUGAACAUCUCAUUUGUAAGGAAGGCUUCUCCUAUCAUCCGACCAUG